GGCGGCCCCGCCUCCAGGCCCAUGCAGCGGGUCCCGGGAUCCCCGGGGUCCAAGGCGGACUCCCUGGGGGCCAGGCCAGAGGUCUUGGCACUCGAGGGGCCCGCGCUGACCGCGUCGCCUCCGCAAGAGGCUUCGGGCGACUCGCGGCCCGCGUCCUCGUCGUCCUCCCGGCUCUCCGGGCGGCCGCCGACCGCGAGCCCGGCGGUGGACGGGUCGCUGCUGCGCCAGGCCGCGUGGGGCCGGAUGGCGUCCGGCACGUUGCUGGAGGCCGGCCUGGCCCGGGUGCUCUUCUACCCGACAUUGCUGUACACGCUGUUCCGCGGGAAGAUGCCGGGCCCGGGGCGCCGCGACUGGUACCACCGCAUCGACCGCACGGUGCUGCUGGGCGCGCUGCCGCUGCGGAGCAUGACGCGCCGGCUGGUAGAGGACGAGAACGUGCGCGGGGUGAUCACCAUGAACGAGGAGUAUGAAACCAGAUUCCUGUGCAACUCCGCCAAGGAGUGGAGGAAAGUGGGAGUUGAGCAGCUGCGACUCAGCACCAUAGACAUGACUGGAAUCCCAACCUUGGCUAACCUCCGGAAAGGAGUCCAAUUUGCUCUCAAGUACCAGUCACUGGGCCAGAGUGUCUACGUGCAUUGUAAGGCUGGGCGUUCCAGAAGUGCCACAAUGGUGGCGGCGUAUCUGAUUCAGGUGUACAGCUGGAGCCCAGAGGAGGCGGUGGGAGCCAUCACCAAGAUCCGGUCACACAUCCACAUCAGACCUGGCCAGGUGGAAAUUCUCAAAGAGUUCCACAAGGAGAUUACUGCAGGGGCAGCAAAGAACGAGACGCAGCCGACAUCACAGACAUGAAGUGUGUGGAUUAGAAAGAACUCGAGACAGCCCUGCUGGCAACAGAAUGAAAAGGUUUAACAGGACCAAUGGGGCUCAAGCCCAGGCGAAGUUAAUAGAAGUGCGCUGAAUAAUGGGUGAUUGUGCCCCCUUUGUCUUGGUUUCAUUUUCCUGAACGCUGGUUUCAGAGUUCUGUUGUUCGGCUGGAAAGAUUUAACAUGGCUUCUCUUCACAGGGCCUGGGGAUACGGGGAAGGGAUGAGGUGUCUUAUUUUUUGGAACAGGGUCAAAGAAACCUACCGUGCACCUAAUGUUGUAUUUAAUGAUAUUAGAACUAUAACUCAAAGACAUUUAUCACUAGGAAAAGAGGAGAAAUAUUCAGCUCUGGCCAGACCCUCAAUUCAUUGGCCUCUUUU
Molecule: messenger RNA, 1243 nt
Organism: Pteronotus mesoamericanus
Lineage: Eukaryota; Metazoa; Chordata; Mammalia; Chiroptera; Mormoopidae
Gene: PTPMT1
Product: protein tyrosine phosphatase mitochondrial 1
Exons: 4
Coding region: 22-849 (275 amino acids)
Biological process (GO): protein dephosphorylation
Cellular component (GO): mitochondrion
Molecular function (GO): protein tyrosine/serine/threonine phosphatase activity; phosphatidylglycerophosphatase activity; phosphatidylinositol-4,5-bisphosphate 5-phosphatase activity
Source: RefSeq, a predicted model, not a curated record